Molecule: messenger RNA, 1524 nt
Organism: Suillus fuscotomentosus
Lineage: Eukaryota; Fungi; Basidiomycota; Agaricomycetes; Boletales; Suillaceae
Product: kinase-like domain-containing protein
Exons: 6
Coding region: 1-1524 (507 amino acids)
Biological process (GO): intracellular signal transduction; regulation of MAPK cascade; protein phosphorylation
Cellular component (GO): cytoplasm
Molecular function (GO): protein serine/threonine kinase activity; ATP binding; protein tyrosine kinase activity
Source: RefSeq, a predicted model, not a curated record
AUGACAGUCACACCCGCUACCAUUGUGAGCGUGAGUGGAGCCGUGGCUAUCACGUUGGCAACAGCUAGCGUUGUUGACUCUGAUUCUGUAUCGCUGAGUGCUGUUGAGCCUAGAGAUGAUGUAGUGAGCCGCACAGAAGACGGCCCGACCGUUGUGUUGGACUCAGAUGGUGCAUCUGUGGUGCUAGGCUCAGAUGGCGCGUCCAUCGCGCUAGACUCGGAUCCUGCAUGGCCAGAACCCCCUCUCACUCCCGACCUCGACACAACUCCGCGUCAACCCACGCGUUUCCGCGCAACCUCCCUCCGUGUGCAGGGUUCUCCCCACAGCUCGCAUUUCAGCAGCGAUACGGGCUCCACUACUGAAAGCGCACCCCUUGUCACGCCCAAGUUGCACGUUCCGCCUUCGCCGCUCCGGGAUAAGAGGUUCGCGCCUGAGACUGCGCUUCUCACAUCAACAACCGAUACGUUUGGAGUUGGAGGGCGGGACAGUGAUAGCGACAGCGAUGAAGGGUUCACGCUUUUUCCUCCAAAAGCACGCUCCCAAUCCCAAUUGCAGCGCUUACCAGAAUGGAUCGCAGACGCCAUCUCUCCUCUCUCCGAAUUCAUGAUCGACGUCGAUCCCCAAGAAUAUUUUGCAGACCUACAAGAAAUUGCAGAAGGCGAGAGCGGCUCCGUAUACGCCGCCCGCCUCGUCUGCCCCGUCCAAUCGCUCUCUCUAUCCCCUGGAACGACGCACGUAGCCAUAAAAUCCAUCGCAAUUCACCCAGCUGUAUCUCCAAAGUUCCAAGACCUGAGCCACGAGAUGGAGUUGAUGCGCGGGGUGCAUCAUGCGCAUGUAUUGCGCAUGGACGCGUUUUAUGUGAAUUUGGUGGAUGAUUCAGUGUGGAUACGGAUGGAGCUGAUGGAGAGGAGCUUAGCGGAUGUUGUGGGGCUUGUUGGGGAGGGGUUGUCGUUGCAGGAGAGGAUGAUUGCGAGGUUUGCUAGUGAUGUUCUACUUGCGCUCGAAUACCUCCAGAAACACCAUAUCGCCCACCGAGAUGUCCGUUCUGAUAACCUCCUUUUAAACGCGAGCGGAAUCGUAAAAGUUGCUGAUUUCUCGAAUGCUGUGCGUGUGACGAGAAAUUCUCCGAUGUGUGUUGGGGCUGUGGGCGUUAUCUACUGGCAGGCUCCAGAGAUGCGAGUUGGAGCGUAUAACGCGCUCAAAGUUGAUGUCUGGUCUCUAGGCGCAACAGUAUGGGAACUAGCACAGACAGAACCGCCUUUUGCAGACGUCCAAGACCCGCGACAAAUCGGUGUCCAGUGGCCGCCUCUGCGUCAACCAGAGCUUUACUCGCGCGGGUUCCACGAGUUUUUGAAGUUAUGCUCGAGGCCGUAUGCAUCAAGGCCGAAUGCUAAUGAGUUGAUAAACACGCCUUUCAUCCGCAAUGCAUGCGGCCGAGCGGUGAAUGUCCAACUCUUAUCACAGUGUAGAGCUAUUGAAGAGCAUGUGUUACAAAGGGAGAGUGAGAGUGGGGGUGAGUCGUGA